Phanerochaete carnosa HHB-10118-sp is the source of this 1181-nucleotide messenger RNA. RefSeq lists its product as uncharacterized. The record is from RefSeq and is a predicted model, not a curated record. The coding region runs from base 172 to 1143 and encodes 323 amino acids. Gene Ontology annotation, biological process: glycerophospholipid biosynthetic process. Gene Ontology annotation, cellular component: mitochondrion. The transcript has 11 exons. NCBI's taxonomy places the organism in Eukaryota, Fungi, Basidiomycota, Agaricomycetes, Polyporales, Phanerochaetaceae.
GCAUAUAUAUUAUCAAGACAAGCAUGCAGUACUACUGGAGCUCAGAGGAGAUGGAUUCAGCUUCCAAGUAACACGAAUAAGUCGAGGAAUGUACCACUGGCGUUUGCCUUUGACAUAGAUGGAGUCUUGAUUCGGGGCAACCGUGCGAUCCCGUCGGCAAAGCGAGCUCUCAUGGUGCUGGAAGGCGACAAUCCGCUCAAGACCAAGAUUCCAUACAUUUUGCUCACGAACGGCGGCGGUAUAGAUGAGUCCGAGCGAUGUAGAAGGUUGAGUAAGGAGUUAAGCUUUGAGAUCAAACCUACGCAAUACAUCCAAGCUCACACAAUUCUGAAGACUGUGGUACACAAGUAUACCCACACACCUGUCUUAGUGCUUGGAGGCUUGAACGACGACAUAAGAAAAGUCGCUGAGAGCUACGGCUUUAAACACGCAUAUACCACUCUUGACGUCAAGGCAUGGAAUCCUUCUGUCUGGCCAUUCUAUGACUUGACGCCAGACGAACGCGCCAGGGCAAAGCCGGCAGACUUCUCGACAACGCCCAUCCAAGCUGUCUUCGUCUUUCACGACCCGCGCAACUGGGCGCUUGACGUACAGGUGCUAUGCGACAUCAUUCAGUCGGGUGGGAUCGUCGGCGGACCGUACAAAGAGCCCGAUGUUCCUGUCGAGCUCAUUUUUUGCAACCCCGACCUCAUCUGGCGCUCAGACUUUGAUCGACCGCGACUCGGCCAGGGUGCAUUUCGCGAGGCGUUUCAGGCCGUGUUCCGCGCGCUCACGGGCAGGACGUACCCGUACACUCAGUACGGCAAACCCACGGCCGCGACGUACAAGUUUGCAGAGCAAGUCCUGCGUGACAGGCUGACGGAGAUCCAGGGCGGGCCUGUGAGCCAGAUGCCUCAAGUGUACAUGAUCGGCGAUAAUCCCGAGUCUGACAUCGCAGGCGCGAAUGCCGCAGGCUGGGAUUCCGUACUCGUGCAAACUGGCGUGUAUGACCCGGCGAACGGCCCACCGCAGCACCGGCCGACCCACAUCGUGUAUGAUGUCGAGGAGGCGGUGCGCUACGCUAUCGAUCGCGAAAUACAGCGCAUGUCAAGCUGGAGGCGACAUGACGCCCCUAGGCUAGAAAGGUCGUUUUCGGAGAAAUAGAGCCACCGGUAUACACCUGCUGGAUUUAUAGAUUUCAU